AUGCUCGCCGUCCCCAUUGUGUUCCAGCAGGCCGGCUGGCUGGUGCCGGCCAUCUUCCUCCUCAUCAUGUUUGUGCUGGCGUCGCUUUCAGCUACGCUGCUGUGUGAGGCCAUGGCGCUUAUUCCGGGCAACGAACGGUUCGGCAAGCGGUAUGAGUACUCGAGCAUUGUGGCCCACUUUUACGGCCAUCGGGCGUACCUGGUGACCCAGGCUGUGUACGCCAUGUCGUUGCAGACGCUCAAUGUGGCCUCGAUCAUUGUGACUGCUCAGGUCAUGGACCAGUUCUUCAUCCGCGUCUUUGGCAAGUCGUACGCCCUCGCCGUCCAGUCGGGCUCGUGGGUCGAGUCCACAGAUCUGGCCACCCCGUUCUCGGGCGUCGGUGUAGUGGUGACCCUCGGCUACGCCGUCGUCACCAUCAUCUGCCUCCCGGUUGGCUUCCUCAAUCUCUCCGAGGGUAUCUACUUUCAGUACUUUUCGUUCCUCAUUCUUGUCGCCGGCAUGAUCAUCUUCUUUGUCACCUACCUGCUCCGAGACCUCGACACCUCACGCGUGCCGGUUGUCGGCUCAAACAUGUCCUCGGUCAUCGGCACCAUUCUCUUUAACUACACCUUUGUCGUAACCGUGCCCUCGUGGGUCAAUGAGAAGCUGGACUCGGUCUCGAUCAACAAGACCAUCUGGAACUCGGGCAUCUUCACCACCGUCGGCUACUUUGUUAUGGGCUACGUUGGCGCUUUGGCGUACCCGGACGUUGCCGGCAACGUCCUCACCACCUUUGCCUCGUCCGGCUCGCUCGUCACCGAGCUCACCGCCUACAUCUUCUCGCUCGCCGUCAUCGGCCUCGGCAUCCCGCUCUUCUCCAUCGUCAUCCGAUACAACUUGUACGUCUCCAAGGUCUGCGGCGCAAAGAUGGCCUCCUUCCUCGGCGUCAUCCUCCCUUGGCUCAUCUCCUGGCCGCUCUACUCGGGCAACGGAUUUGAGCUCUUUGUCGCCUGGUCUUCGCUCAUCGUCAACUCGUUCAUCAACUUUGGCCUGCCCAUGCUCCUCUACCGCACCGCUCGCCUCCGCUACGCAGAGCACAAGCAAGCCGGUGGUGGGACAGAUUCUAUUCGCACACGCGCAGAGUCUAUCGAAUCCAUUUCCUCCAUCGGCUCGGAGCCGUCCAUCGCCGCCGCAAAGGCGCUGCUCAUGACCCCAGGCUCGCUCAAUGCCGAGAAGGGCCUGCUCAUGGCCAACCCGUACGACUAUUUUGUCACGCCGGUCAAUGCCCUCCCGCGCUUCCUCCGCCCCUUCAAGCGCUCUGCCACUCUCACCAACAUUCUCCUUGGCUCGGUCAUUGUCUUUACCCUCGCUGCCAUCGUCUUCCAGUUCCUCGCCCAGCUCGGCGUCGUGGUCGUAGACGGCGCUGCGUCGUCGCACGUCGCGCUCAUCGCGGGCGAGUGGAAGGCCGUCGUCGGCGCCGACGCGCGCUCGUUCCACGAGACCUUCGACGCCGCGCGCAAGACGAGCGAAGCGCGUGCGGAGAAGAACACGCUCGGCGACGCAGUCAAGGCGGCGGAGCGGGUGCUGGAAGCUGUGCGGCGGCGGGUCAAGAAGGCCGACGACGCGGUGACGGCGGCAAAGCAGGCGCUCGACGAGGCCGCCCGGGCCUCGACCAAGGCUCGGAAGGCGAAGCGCAAGGCUCGGACGGGGCGCCACGACGACGGCGACGACGUCUCGUUCAUCGCCAAGGAUGAUCCCAAGCUCUCGACCAAGCUCCCCGAGUGGGGCACGAGCAAGGCGGUUGCUGGCCCCGGCGAGGACGUCGAGCACCCGACGCUCCUCACGCGCCUCCGCCUCACGUCCUCGCUCUUCAUGUCGGCUUCGGCCACACCGACCGGCUGA
Thecamonas trahens ATCC 50062 is the source of this 1881-nucleotide messenger RNA. RefSeq lists its product as uncharacterized. The record is from RefSeq and is a predicted model, not a curated record. The transcript has 3 exons. Bases 1 to 1881 code for a protein of 626 amino acids. NCBI's taxonomy places the organism in Eukaryota, Apusomonadida, Apusomonadidae.